AUGCUCGUAAGGGACGUCUUCGUUGAGCUGCGCUCGAGGCUGCGCAGUUGCAACGUGUUCAUAACCACGGGCGCCAAGCUGAACGACAACUGCAACUUGAAAAUCAACAUACAGCCCGGCUGCAUCACGCUGAACUACUACGAGGGUCUGGGGCAGCGGCGUGGCAGCCUCUCCUCGAUCGAGAGCCUCUCCGACUGCUGCUCAGAAGAAGAAGAAUGCUCGGACAGCGCUUCCAUAGCGUUCGACGGGCACUGUCAGCUCAUACCCAACUCGAUGUCCUGCUUGAAAAUCGGCGGCGGCACGAUAUCCUUCCGUAUACUGACGCGUCCCAAAGGCGGCGAUUUCUUCACGGAGCUCGUGCCGGCGGGCGGACCUUCGGAGACGCUGGAGUCCAAAGAACCCAAAGUUUGCGUCGAACCGGGCCGCGACACUGCGUUCUCGUGCGCGAACUGCUCCAACAAAGUGACCGAAGGCCGCGUCAAGUUCGACAGGGUGCUGGAAUUGCCCACGACAAGCUUGGACGCUUCGGAGUGGUUCUGUCACGGACACGACGCGGUGGGCACGUGCGAUCUCGCACCUAAGCCGAAGAGCGCCGACUUCCUUUACCGGCUGACGCACUUCGUCGUGAACGCGACAGCCCUAUCGCCGAAGACGAACCGCUUCAACGCCAAGCGUGAGGUCUACCACUGCGAGCGGUGUCUCGCCUGGCUGGGAGUGAAAGAGAGGGACGGCGUGAAACUGUUCAAUUGCGAGCUGAUGCUGCAUCAAGACGAUUGGUGCGGCCGCGUCUUCCUGCACGGCUUCCAGACGGCGGACUGCGUGGUCGACGACUUUGUUUAUACCAUUGAGCGCCUCACCCGCGAGGCGAACUUGGGACUGCAGUACAGUGUGAUGUGCAGGAUCGUGCUCGAGUGCGCCUUCGCCAGCGCGAGCAAACGCUACCUGCUGGUCUGGGUGAUGGACAGACGACUCGAGGUGCUGAGGAGGAAGGACAGCGUCGACGGCAGGGUGUCGCUGCAGUCGAGCUUCCUGACGAAGAUCCUGUACAGGGUCGAGGGCUCGCUCAACGAGGAAGUGGAGAGCUGGCUAGCGGACCCAGCGGUGGUCUCAGCGGACAUCUCCAAGGCGAUGUUCUGCCGCGGCGUUGAACAUCUGCGCUCCACCUCGCAGAAGGUGCCCGAAUCCUUCCGCAGCGCUAACGGCUUCAGCGUCAGUUACCUCAAAGUC
This is a messenger RNA of Iphiclides podalirius (scarce swallowtail), 1227 nucleotides long. The record is from the annotation of a GenBank genome assembly. Lineage: Eukaryota; Metazoa; Arthropoda; Insecta; Lepidoptera; Papilionidae.